AAGUGUAGACAAAAAGGUUUCGUUCAUGAGAAACUUGUACUGCGCCGUCAAUUAAGUGAAAAUUAUCAAGAGUUUCUAACAUAUUUAAAAAGGAAAAGAAUUUGCAUUUACAAAACUAUGGGUUCGCGAAACGAAAGCCGUAUUUAUGUGGGAAAUUUACCGCCGGACAUACGAACCAAAGAUAUACAGGAUUUAUUCCAUAAAUUUGGUAAAGUAACAUUUGUCGAUCUAAAAAACCGGCGUGGGCCGCCAUUUGCAUUUGUCGAAUUUGAGGAUGCAAGAGAUGCUGAUGAUGCUGUAAAGGCAAGAGACGGUUAUGAUUAUGAUGGCUAUCGACUAAGAGUGGAGUUUCCGCGGGGUGGCGGACGUAACGAGCAUCGAAAUAAUCGUGGCAAUGAGCGUGGUAAUCAGCGAGAAGGUGGUAGAGGCGGCGGUGGUCGUGGCCCGCCAACUAAACGUUCACAAUACCGUGUGCUAGUUACUGGUUUGCCAUCUUCAGGCUCAUGGCAGGAUUUAAAAGAUCAUAUGCGCGAAGCAGGCGAUGUAUGUUUUGCAGAUACUUAUAAAGAUGGUACAGGGGUUGUGGAAUUUUUGCGUCAUGAGGAUAUGAAAUACGCUAUUAAAAAGUUAGACGAUUCCAGAUUUAGAUCGCACGAGGGUGAAGUGGGUUACAUACGAGUCCGUGAGGAUUGCGGAGACGGUGAACGUGGUGGCAGCGGUGGCGGCCGUGGGGAUUUCGGUCGCGGGAGAUCUCGGUCGCGUUCUUUUUCACCACGUCCUCGAAGGCGUGGAACUCCUACAUAUUCACCAGUCCGUCGGCAAACGUUUUCAAGGUCACGUUCUCGUUCCAAUUUUUAAACUCAACCGAUACUAAAAACUUUUUAAACAUCAGUAUGCAAUCCCUACUUCUUCACACUUCUUCCUUGCCC
Glossina fuscipes is the source of this 929-nucleotide messenger RNA. It is a transcript of the gene SF2, whose product is annotated as probable splicing factor, arginine/serine-rich 3. Bases 118 to 858 code for a protein of 246 amino acids. Gene Ontology annotation, molecular function: mRNA binding. Gene Ontology annotation, cellular component: cytoplasm; ribonucleoprotein complex; nucleus. Lineage: Eukaryota; Metazoa; Arthropoda; Insecta; Diptera; Glossinidae. The record is from RefSeq and is a predicted model, not a curated record. The transcript is spliced from 4 exons.